CAGAAGCAGAAGCAGAGAGGAUUCUGGAAAGGUCUCUUUGUUGUCUAGUCCAGAGAGGAAGACAAAAAAUUGUAAUUCAUUUGUGAACCUCUGUGGCCAAUAGUCUGAACAACUGCUGUGGAAGGGACGUUGUCCUCUAACCAUCUUGGAUGCUGGGCUUUGUUACUGUGAUGCUGUGAUUCGGAAGGCUCUCUUAUCAGAUCAUGGAGCAAGAACGCUGUCGGGAAGCCCCAUCAGAGUCCAUGAGGGAUGAGAGAGAGAUCUGUCAAGGAUUUGUGGCAGAGUGAAACACAAACCAUCGAAAACACACAGAUCUCUUCUAGGGAUACUACGCGAACCAAUGAGCCCAUUCACAGGAGGGGCCUGGCACUUUUCCUGAAGAAGGUGCUGUGACUCUCAAAGGCAAUUCUUAUGCAAGAAGCUAAACGUCAUUAAAUGUGCAGGAUGAAAAGAUGGCACAGGCUCUGCUGGUACCCCCGGGACCUGACAGCUUCCGCCUUUUUACCAGAGAGUCUCUUGCUGCUAUCGAGCAACGUGCUGCAGAAGAGAAAGCCAAGAAACCCAAAAAAGAGCAAGAAACCGAUGAUGAGAACAAACCAAAGCCAAAUAGUGACUUGGAAGCUGGAAAGAACCUUCCGUUUAUUUAUGGAGACAUUCCUCCAGGGAUGGUGUCGGAACCGCUGGAGGACCUGGACCCAUACUAUAUCAAUAAGAAAACUUUUAUAGUAUUGAAUAAAGGGAAGGCAAUUUUUCGAUUCAGUGCCACUUCUGCCUUGUAUAUCUUAACUCCACUAAACCCUGUUAGAAAAAUUGCUAUUAAGAUUUUGGUACAUUCUUUAUUCAGCAUGCUGAUCAUGUGCACUAUUCUGACCAACUGUGUAUUUAUGACCUUGAGCAACCCUCCUGACUGGACGAAGAAUGUAGAGUAUACGUUCACUGGAAUCUAUACCUUUGAGUCGCUUAUAAAAAUCUUGGCAAGAGGGUUUUGUCUGGAAAACUUUACCUUCCUUCGCGAUCCAUGGAACUGGCUGGAUUUCAGUGUCAUCGUGAUGGCAUAUGUGACAGAGUUUGUAGACCUGGGCAAUGUCUCCGCAUUAAGAACAUUCAGAGUUCUCCGAGCACUGAAAACCAUCUCCGUCAUUCCAGGCUUAAAGACCAUCGUGGGGGCCCUGAUCCAGUCCGUGAAGAAGCUCUCUGACGUCAUGAUCCUGACUGUGUUCUGUCUGAGUGUCUUUGCUCUAAUUGGACUACAGCUGUUCAUGGGCAACCUGAGGAAUAAGUGCUUGCAGUGGCCCCCAAGCGAUUCUGCUUUUGAAACCAACAUCACGGCCUACUUUAAUGGCACAAGGGAUUCAAAUGGGACAUCUGUUAAUCUAACCGAGAGAAAAUUUAACUGGAAGGAUUACAUUGAUGACGACAGUCACUUUUACGUUUUGGAUGGCCAAAAAGACCCUUUACUCUGUGGGAAUGGUUCAGAUGCAGGCCAGUGUCCAGAAGGAUACGUCUGCGUGAAAGCUGGCAGAAACCCUAACUACGGCUACACGAGCUUUGACACCUUUAGCUGGGCUUUCUUGUCUCUGUUCCGCCUCAUGACUCAAGACUACUGGGAAAACCUUUACCAGUUGACAUUACGUGCUGCUGGGAAAACAUACAUGAUAUUUUUUGUCCUGGUCAUCUUCUUGGGCUCUUUUUAUCUGGUAAACUUGAUCCUGGCCGUGGUGGCCAUGGCCUAUGAAGAACAGAAUCAGGCCACGUUGGAAGAGGCAGAGCAGAAAGAGGCUGAAUUUCAGCAGAUGCUUGAACAGCUUAAGAAGCAACAGGAAGAAGCUCAGGCCGUUGCAGCAGCAUCGGCUGCUUCGAGAGACUUCAGUGGGAUAGGCGGAUUAGGAGAGCUCUUAGAGAGUUCUUCAGAAGCAUCUAAGUUAAGCUCCAAAAGUGCUAAGGAGUGGAGGAACCGAAGGAAGAAAAGAAGGCAGCGGGAGCACGUUGAUGGAAGUAACAGGGGAGAGGGAGGUCGGUUUCCCAAAUCAGAAUCUGAAGACAGCGUCAAACGAAGCAGCUUCCUUUUCUCCAUGGACGGAAACCGACUGAGUGGUGAAAAGAAAUUCUGUUCCCCUCAUCAGUCUCUGCUGAGCAUCCGGGGCUCCCUGUUUUCCCCAAGGCGCAACAGCAAAACAAGCAUUUUCAGCUUCAGAGGGCGAGCGAAGGACGUUGGUUCUGAAAACGACUUUGCUGACGACGAGCACAGCACCUUUGAAGACAGCGAGAGCAGGAGAGACUCGCUGUUCGUGCCGCACAGACAUGGAGAGCGACGCCACAGUAACGUUAGUCAGGCCAGUAUGUCAUCCAGGAUGGUGCCAGGGCUUCCAGCGAGUGGGAAGAUGCACAGCACUGUGGAUUGCAAUGGUGUGGUUUCCUUGGGCACCACGACUGAAACGGACUUGAGAAAGAGAAGGCUAAGUUCUUAUCAAAUUUCAAUGGAGAUGCUGGAGGAUUCCUCUGGAAGGCAAAGAGCCAUGAGCAUCGCUAGCAUCUUGACCAACACAAUGGAGGAACUCGAAGAGUCUAGACAAAAAUGUCCACCGUGCUGGUACAGAUUUGCCAAUAUGUUCUUGAUCUGGGAUUGCUGUGAGGCGUGGUUAAAAGUGAAGCAUCUUAUGAAUUUAAUUGUGAUGGAUCCAUUUGUGGACUUGGCCAUCACCAUCUGCAUCGUCUUAAACACGCUCUUCAUGGCCAUGGAGCACUACCCCAUGACGGAGCAGUUCAGCAGGGUGCUAACUGUCGGAAACCUGGUCUUCACGGGGAUCUUCACAGCGGAAAUGGUCCUCAAGGUCAUUGCCAUGCAUCCGUACUACUACUUCCAAGAGGGCUGGAAUAUCUUUGAUGGAAUUAUUGUCAGCUUAAGUUUAAUGGAGCUGGGCCUGUCAAAUGUGGACGGAUUGUCGGUCCUGCGAUCCUUCCGACUGCUGCGAGUUUUCAAGCUGGCAAAAUCCUGGCCCACACUGAACAUGCUGAUAAAGAUCAUUGGUAACUCAGUGGGGGCUCUGGGUAACCUCACCUUGGUCUUGGCCAUCAUCGUCUUCAUUUUUGCCGUGGUCGGCAUGCAGCUCUUUGGGAAGAGCUACAAAGAAUGUGUCUGCAAGAUCUCCAGCGACUGUGAGCUCCCACGCUGGCACAUGACUGACUUCUUCCACUCCUUCCUGAUCGUGUUCCGAGUGCUGUGUGGGGAGUGGAUAGAGACCAUGUGGGACUGUAUGGAGGUCGCCGGCCAACCCAUGUGCCUUACUGUCUUCAUGAUGGUCAUGGUCAUCGGGAACCUAGUGGUCCUGAACCUCUUUCUGGCCUUAUUGUUGAGUUCAUUUAGUUCUGACAACCUUGCUGCCACGGAUGAUGAUAAUGAAAUGAACAAUCUCCAGAUUGCCAUAGGGAGGAUGCAAAGGGGCAUAGAUUACGUGAAAAAUAAGAUACGAGAAUGCUUCCAAAGAGCCUGUUUUGGGAAGCCAAAAGUUAUAGAAAUGCACGAAGGCAACAAAAUCGACAGUUGUAUGUCCAAUAAUACUGGAAUUGAAAUAAGCAAAGAGCUGAAUUACCUUAAAGAUGGAAAUGGAACAACUAGUGGUGUAGGUACUGGAAGUAGCGUUGAAAAAUAUGUAAUCGAUGAAAACGACUAUAUGUCGUUCAUCAACAACCCCAGCCUCACUGUGACAGUCCCCAUUGCUGUCGGAGAGUCUGACUUUGAGAACCUGAACACCGAAGAGUUCAGCAGUGAGUCAGAGCUGGAAGAAAGUAAAGAGAAACUCAAUGCAACCAGUUCGUCUGAAGGAAGCACAGUAGAUGUGGCUCCGCCCCGCGAAGGUGAACAAGCAGAAACUGAGCCCGAGGAAGAUCUCAAACCGGAAGCGUGUUUUACAGAAGGAUGCAUUAAAAAGUUUCCAUUUUGUCAAGUAAAUAUAGAAGAAGGCAAAGGGAAAAUAUGGUGGAAUCUUCGGAAAACGUGCUACAGCAUUGUGGAACACAACUGGUUUGAAACCUUCAUUGUCUUCAUGAUCCUCCUCAGCAGUGGGGCACUGGCUUUUGAAGAUAUAUACAUUGAACAGCGAAAGACUAUCAAAACCAUGCUGGAAUAUGCAGACAAGGUCUUCACUUAUAUAUUCAUUCUGGAAAUGCUUCUCAAGUGGGUAGCCUAUGGAUUUCAAACAUAUUUCACUAAUGCCUGGUGCUGGCUGGAUUUCUUGAUUGUUGACGUUUCUUUGGUUAGCUUAGUUGCCAAUGCUCUUGGUUACUCAGAACUUGGUGCCAUCAAAUCCCUCCGGACACUCCGAGCUUUAAGACCUCUAAGAGCCUUAUCCCGAUUUGAAGGCAUGAGGGUGGUUGUGAAUGCCCUUGUUGGAGCAAUUCCAUCGAUCAUGAACGUGCUCUUGGUGUGUCUCAUCUUCUGGCUGAUCUUCAGCAUCAUGGGUGUGAAUCUGUUUGCUGGCAAGUUCUACCACUGUGUGAACAUGACAACGGGCGACGUGUUUGACGCUCGGGAAGUCAACAAUCUGAGCGACUGUCAGGCUCUUGGCCAGCAGGCUCGGUGGAAAAAUGUGAAGGUGAACUUUGACAACGUUGGCGCCGGUUACCUUGCGUUGCUGCAAGUGGCCACAUUUAAAGGCUGGAUGGAUAUUAUGUAUGCAGCUGUUGAUUCACGAGAUGUUAAGCUUCAGCCUGUCUAUGAAGAGAACCUGUACAUGUAUUUGUACUUUGUCAUCUUCAUCAUCUUUGGGUCAUUCUUCACUCUGAAUCUCUUCAUUGGUGUCAUCAUUGAUAACUUCAACCAACAGAAGAAGAAGUUUGGAGGUCAAGACAUCUUUAUGACAGAGGAACAGAAAAAAUAUUACAAUGCCAUGAAGAAACUUGGGUCCAAGAAACCUCAGAAACCCAUACCUCGGCCAGCAAAUAAAUUCCAAGGAAUGGUGUUCGAUUUCGUAACGAGACAAGUCUUUGAUAUCAGCAUCAUGAUCCUCAUCUGCCUCAACAUGGUCACCAUGAUGGUGGAAACAGAUGACCAGAGUAAAUACAUGACUAUCGUUUUGUCUCGAAUCAACCUUGUGUUCAUUGUGCUGUUCACUGGAGAAUUCGUGCUGAAGCUCGUCUCCCUCCGAUACUAUUACUUCACUAUAGGCUGGAACAUCUUUGACUUUGUGGUGGUGAUUCUCUCCAUUGUGGGUAUGUUUCUGGCUGAAAUGAUAGAAAAAUAUUUUGUGUCCCCUACCCUGUUCCGAGUGAUCCGCCUCGCCAGGAUCGGCCGAAUCCUGCGUCUGAUCAAAGGGGCCAAGGGGAUCCGCACCCUGCUCUUCGCUUUGAUGAUGUCCCUUCCCGCGCUGUUUAACAUCGGCCUCCUGCUCUUCCUGGUCAUGUUCAUCUAUGCCAUCUUUGGGAUGUCCAACUUUGCCUAUGUUAAAAAGGAGGCUGGGAUUGAUGACAUGUUCAACUUUGAGACCUUUGGCAACAGCAUGAUCUGCCUCUUCCAAAUCACCACCUCUGCUGGCUGGGAUGGCUUGCUGGCACCCAUCCUCAAUAGUGCACCCCCAGACUGUGACCCCGACACAAUUCACCCCGGGAGCUCAGUGAAGGGAGACUGCGGCAACCCAUCGGUGGGGAUUUUCUUCUUCGUCAGCUACAUCAUCAUCUCCUUCCUGGUGGUGGUGAACAUGUACAUCGCUGUCAUCCUGGAGAACUUCAGCGUGGCCACGGAGGAGAGUGCAGAGCCCCUGAGCGAGGACGACUUCGAGAUGUUCUACGAGGUUUGGGAGAAGUUUGAUCCUGACGCCACCCAGUUUAUCGAGUUUGUCAAACUCUCAGAUUUUGCGGCUGCCCUGGACCCGCCUCUUCUCAUCGCCAAACCCAACAAAGUCCAGCUCAUCGCCAUGGACCUGCCCAUGGUCAGCGGGGACCGGAUCCACUGCCUCGACAUCCUGUUUGCCUUCACAAAGCGGGUUCUGGGGGAGAGCGGGGAGAUGGAUGCCCUUCGGAUACAGAUGGAAGAUCGCUUCAUGGCAUCGAAUCCCUCCAAAGUCUCCUACGAGCCCAUCACCACCACUCUGAAACGGAAACAAGAGGAGGUGUCUGCUUCUAUCAUUCAGCGUAAUUUCAGAUGUUAUCUUUUAAAGCAAAGGUUAAAAACGGUAUCGAGGGAAUAUAACAAAGAGGCGAUCAAAGGGAGGAUUGACUUACCUAUAAAAGAAGACAUGAUUAUUGACAAAUUAAAUGGGAAUUCCACCCCAGAAAAAACAGAUGGAAGUCCUUCUACCACCUCCCCACCUUCCUAUGACAGUGUAACAAAGCCAGACAAAGAAAAGUUUGAGAAAGACAAAGCUGAAAAGGAAAGCAAAGGAAAAGGGGUUCAAGAAAAUUAAAAGUAAAAAAAAAAAAGAAAUCAUUAUCUUUGUGAUCAAUUGUUUACAGCCUAUGAAGGUAAAGCUUAUGUGUCAACUGGACUAGGGAGAUCUAUGCCAAGAGGCGAUCUUUGCCAAACUGACUGUUUCAACAAAUACUAAUGGUCAGUGCCUAUAACACAGCAGUGGCCUCUGUCACUGCCUCUCUGUGAGACAGGGUAUCAACAAGGACAAGAGGUUGCUCUUUUCACUACCAGAUGACACUGCUGAGGAGAAGCUCCAUGGCUACCUAGACUGUAGGGAUAGUUGUGCAAAGCGAUCAUUAACCACACCAUACACCUUUAGGACAUUACUCGCAUCGCUCUAUUUUUAACUUCCAUAUCUGCCAUAUUUUUACAAAAUUUAUUCCGGGGGAUUUUCCUCAUUCCUAAUUCAUAGGUUGUACAUGACACUCUGCUGUUAUUUUUGUAAGCGAGGUUUAAGUUGGGGAAAGUGCUUAAGAAGCCUAUUUUCCUCUUCCACAAUCCACUCUUUUGCUUGAACAAUGAAAUGUUGCUCAUCAGCAGGAAAAAAUUCUAACAUCAACACCAUUUCUUCCACUCUCCUGACAGCUCUAAUUUUGAAACUGUUUUACUCUGUUAUGUUUGUUUAUAUCUGAACAGUUAUGUGCCUGUAAAGUCUCCUCUAAUUUUUAAAGAUUAUUUUUAUGCAAAGUAUUCUGUUUCAGCAAGUGCAAAUUUUAUUCUAAGUUCCAGAGCUCUAUAUUUAAUUUUGGUUAAAUGCUUUUCAAAAUGUAAUUUAAUAAAUCUGUUCUAGAAAAGUAUCUAAAGUAUGGCUUCAGAAUAGUUGUUCCACUUCUGCUGCACCAUUGCUUUGCCAUUUUCUGCUCUUAGCAAAGCUGACAUUCAUGUCAAUUAAACACCCUUUAUGUAAAUAUGUAGUUAUUUUAUCCUGUGGUGCAUGUUUGGACAAAUGUCAUAUAUAUAUAUGUGUAUAUAUAUAUAUAUGACAGGCAUAUAUAUACAUAUAUAUGUAUAUCCUGAUAAACAACUUCUAGUAAAUCAAAUAUGUACCACAGUAUGUGUGUUUUGCAAGCUUCCAACAGAGAUGUAUUCUGUACCAUUCAUUAAACAUAAAUAGUUUGAAGGCUAUCACGAAUGCAUGUUACUAUUGCUAUGCUGCUCUCUUUUAUUCAGUCCGUUCUUCAGGAGUCUUGGUUAGAGGAAGUCACACAUUGGUAGUAGAGUGAAUUCAAAUGGUCAACCAGCUCUUAGUCUACUCUGUCAAGCAGAAUAGUUUAAUGUUAUUUAAACACACCUUAAUUUUGCAUUUUUAAUGCAACUUAACUAUCAUAUGGUGUCUCUAUAAAUUUCAAGGUAACACACUGCAUACUGCCUAUUGUCAAAACCUACACUUCAUAUUUUACUAAGACUACAUAAAAAAUGUUUAAAUAUAAAUAAUGUAAAAAUAUAAUCAAUUUUAUU
Echinops telfairi (small Madagascar hedgehog) is the source of this 7861-nucleotide messenger RNA. It is a transcript of the gene SCN3A, whose product is annotated as sodium voltage-gated channel alpha subunit 3. Gene Ontology annotation, molecular function: protein binding; voltage-gated sodium channel activity. Bases 453 to 6398 code for a protein of 1981 amino acids. NCBI's taxonomy places the organism in Eukaryota, Metazoa, Chordata, Mammalia, Afrosoricida, Tenrecidae. The transcript is spliced from 28 exons. The record is from RefSeq and is a predicted model, not a curated record. Gene Ontology annotation, biological process: neuronal action potential; membrane depolarization during action potential; sodium ion transmembrane transport. Gene Ontology annotation, cellular component: plasma membrane; voltage-gated sodium channel complex; axon.